Coprinopsis cinerea okayama7#130 is the source of this 450-nucleotide messenger RNA. RefSeq lists its product as hypothetical. The record is from RefSeq and is a predicted model, not a curated record. Lineage: Eukaryota; Fungi; Basidiomycota; Agaricomycetes; Agaricales; Psathyrellaceae. The transcript has 4 exons. Bases 1 to 450 code for a protein of 149 amino acids.
AUGCCCGACACUUCCUUUGAGAACUUGUUAGCCCUUCUAGCUCAACUCGACACCAUCCAAAAGGCCUUGGAGAACUCUGCGUCCUCAUCCAAGGUGCCUGAAGAAUUUUUCACACAUAUCCGCCGCAGCAUCUUCGCCGUUGCCAUUGCCUUUCAAGAUCGCUUCCUGAAGAUUGUAUCACAAGACAUCAUGAUUCAUGAUAUCGCUGCCAUUGUUAAGGACGCCGUUUUCUCUCCAGACAAUGCGUCUCACGACGCUGUGACCCGAUUGCAUUUGCUCUUCCUCCAGCGACAGACAUAUGCUCAUGUGUGGAACGAUCCAACCGGUCGAUAUGGAGCCGCUCCUCAGGAACCUGUCCCUUCUAUACCCUCUGUCGCUUCGCUGGUUCUGCGUCUAGCAUUUGGCACAUUUCCAUGUUUGUUAUAUCAAACUUUAUUGCCUGGAAUCUAA